CUCGAAUUGCUGACCACUGCUGACUACGCCGUCUACCAAGAGACCGGCGUCAUAUCCAGUAUUAUCCAACCUAGCUACGCGGAGCCGGCUCAGUCGUGUGAUAAACGUGGAGCACCUAGGUAGGUGCGUCCACACAUCCAUCCGACACGCUGGUGAACAAUGUGCCCGUGGACCCCGCGAAACGGAACACGACCAGCUCAAUAAAGUGUUGCGAAACAAUCCAGUGUCGUUUCACUACCGUGUUUUUCUACGGAUCUGUGCGAAAUUAAAAACUCGGAAGUCGCGUGUUAAACACCGAAGAAAUUGGUACCAAGGUGUUUUCAGGCAAUCUUUUGUUUAAUCAGACCGAAGAUACCGCUAAUCCUGGACCGUACCAUUCUCCGUUACCUUUGCUCCAAAUCUGACACUGACACUUUCUCGGAAUUCCACUUUUUCACAAAAGUACACCGGUAUCAAAAGAAAGGAAAUCAUCGAAGAGGAUGAGUCUUCGUUGGAUUCACGAAAACUUAGAAGCACCGACAUGCGACGAAGAAUGCAGCGACAUCGAUGAUAGUUGCAGCGACGACAGCUAUGAUUCCGAUCUAUCGAUCGGCGAGGAGAAAGGAACAGGAAACGAGAAAGAGAUCAAUGGGGAUCGCAGAUGGAAAAAGGAAAGCAGACGACACUCGACGGCUACAAUGAAGUUCGACGAGAAUGGAAAGUCACGUUACAUCACCAACGAAUCGGUUAAACCUCCUCCUUGCGUAAUAUGGGAUCCCAGGAAACCAGCUCAGAAUCCGGUGUACAAUUGUUUGGUAAUUAAACUAUUUUGCCGAACUGGUUAUCACCUUGGUGUUUCGGAAUCGGGUCGUGUUAGAGGGUUGAGUGCUACAAACGAACCACACGGCUUGCUUCAUAUCAUACCGGUUUCUUUCGGCGUGAUUCGAAUACAAAGUAUCAAGACUAGUCUGUAUCUGGCUUUCAACAAGAAAGGACGCUUAUACGGGGAACCAAAUGCAAAUAAGGAGACCACAGAAUGGGAACAAUGGAACAUUGGUUCCUAUGAUGCUUUUCGCUCAAAAAAGUACGCUAAUUAUGGAUGGUGGAUAGGGAUAAAGAAGAAUGGGCGAGCAAAACCAGGAUCAAAAACACGAUGGGGACAGAAAGCGAUACAAUUUUUAGCAAUACGACAAGAAUAAUUCGUGUGAAUUAUAUUUUAUAUGCUCUCAUUAAUUAAUCAUUGAAUCAAAUUAACAGAUAGAUUACAGAUACAGGAUCUUUCUAAAACAACAAUCGAUACAACAAAUUAAAAAUUUUAUUUAAAAAAACAUAAAACAUUAAAGAUUUUAUAAAGAA
Molecule: messenger RNA, 1335 nt
Organism: Osmia bicornis bicornis
Lineage: Eukaryota; Metazoa; Arthropoda; Insecta; Hymenoptera; Megachilidae
Product: fibroblast growth factor 1-like
Exons: 6
Coding region: 480-1178 (232 amino acids)
Biological process (GO): regulation of cell migration; fibroblast growth factor receptor signaling pathway; animal organ morphogenesis
Cellular component (GO): cytoplasm
Molecular function (GO): growth factor activity; fibroblast growth factor receptor binding
Source: RefSeq, a predicted model, not a curated record